AUUGAAAAUUGGUUUUUGAAUUGACAAAAAAAAAAAUCGAAAAUUUUACAAAGUUGUUGUCAGAAGGGAAAUUCAACGGAUUCAAUACGCGCAUCCUUGCGUCUCCCCACCACCGAUCUUUUGAAUUAACGGUCGCCCUUUCCAGAAAUCCGUUAAAAUCCAAGUUCAAACCUGUCACCGUGUGGCCGCAAAACGCGUCCGAUUUUCUGGUCUCUUUUAAGUUCCGAGUUCCCGGAAGUAGAAAAAAAUAUGAGCGAUUUCGGCAGGAGGACGGAGAGUACGGAGACCGUAUCGAAAACGGAUCGGACCGAACAGGGAGCACAGGAACGGAAUUACUCUGUCACGAAAAGGUUACAGACUGAACUGAGAAACUUAAUGCUGGCUGGUCCCAAAGGUGUUACCGCUUUUCCUGAAGGUGACACCAUAUUCAAAUGGGUGGGAACGAUCGAAGGCCCAAAAGGAACAGUUUUUGAAGGUUUCUCUUACAAAGUGACUCUCCAAUUUGAGAAUGGAUACCCGUUCACACCACCAGUGGUGAAAAUGAAGACGCCUUGCUUUCACCCGAAUAUUGACUUGGCGGGUAAUAUUUGCCUCGAUAUCCUUAAAGAUUGUUGGUCCGCGUUAUUUGAUGUUUCGACUAUUUUAAUUUCCCUUCAAUCUCUUCUUGGAGAACCGAACGUAGAUUCACCUUUAAACACCACAGCGGCUGCCAUGUGGACCGACCAGAAACAGUAUAGGAAGUACCUCCUCGCAAAUUACGGCGAUGGACGGAAAUGACGAAUCACUAAUUAUAUUUAAGUCUAUUGUGUACAUUAUUCCUUCAUCGUCAUAAUUCCAUGAAUAUUUCCUGUUUCUUAAAGCAAAUGUAAAACUGUACAUAAAGUAAUAUUGGUUUAAAAAAAUAUUAUUUUGUUAUAUUGUAUAAA
Molecule: messenger RNA, 926 nt
Organism: Cimex lectularius (bed bug)
Lineage: Eukaryota; Metazoa; Arthropoda; Insecta; Hemiptera; Cimicidae
Gene: vih
Product: ubiquitin-conjugating enzyme E2 C
Exons: 5
Coding region: 250-777 (175 amino acids)
Source: RefSeq, a predicted model, not a curated record